Cryptomeria japonica (Japanese cedar) is the source of this 624-nucleotide messenger RNA. RefSeq lists its product as uncharacterized. Bases 1 to 624 code for a protein of 207 amino acids. NCBI's taxonomy places the organism in Eukaryota, Viridiplantae, Streptophyta, Pinopsida, Cupressales, Cupressaceae. The record is from RefSeq and is a predicted model, not a curated record. The transcript has a single exon.
AUGGCUCUUAAACUUGACAUCUCAAAGGCUUAUGAUAAAGUUAACUGGAAUUUUUUGUAUGUUGUUCUAUCCAAGAUGGGAUUUCGGGGAAGAUUCCUCAAUGUUAUCAAGGUGGCAGUGGAAAAUGUUCACUACUCGGUGAUUGUCAAUGACACCCCUUGGGGAUUCUUCAAGUUUGGGAAGGGACUAAGGCAGGGCGCCCCUCUCUCACCUUAUUUGUUUAUUAUGGUGGCAAAAGUUUUGAGCAGGAACUUCUCCCACUUAAUCAGGAAUAGAAAAAUCUCAGGGGUGAAAGCGGCUUCUACCCUUCCUCCGGUGGUUAUGCAGCAAUUUGUUGAUGACACCUUCCUGUUUGGCCAGUCAUUUGUUAUAGAAGCAAAAGAAUGGAAACACUUGUUGGAGGAUUAUGCCUUGGCCUCAGGACAAAUUAUCAAUUAUAAUAAGAGCAAAAUUUAUUUUUUCAACAUGGAUAGGAAUCUCCAAGGUAAACUUAUGCAAAUCCUUGGAUGUUGUGUUGCUAAUCUUCCUGAUUCCUACUUGGGUCUUCCCCUCACGAUUAAGGAGGUCACUCCCCAAUUCUGGGAGUCGAUCUUAGAAAGAAUGCAGAAGAAACUUGUUGGUUAG